Plasmodium cynomolgi strain B is the source of this 1813-nucleotide messenger RNA. RefSeq names its product RING finger protein. Lineage: Eukaryota; Apicomplexa; Aconoidasida; Haemosporida; Plasmodiidae. The annotation marks the transcript as partial. The transcript has a single exon. The record is from RefSeq and is a predicted model, not a curated record.
GGAAAAUAUAAAGGAGUUCAAAUUGGCACAUGUGCGAAAUAGCUUCUUGGGCAAGGAGUACACAGAUAUAAAAAUCAGAUGCUGGAGGUGCAAGGAGAUUACUGAUAUAGAGCAUUAUGAGGCCCAUCUGCAAAGUCACUUGGAUGACGGCGCUGACGGGGGAAAUGGCUGCUGGAGCGGGAGCGUAAGCGGUGCCCCUACAUGCCUCGUCACCGACACGACCCCUGGAAGCGUCUCAUGUAUAGGGGCAAUCCUACAAGCUGAUUCGACAGACCCGCUCAUUCAAGCUCUAAGCCCAUUCUUCAAUAAACGAAUUAACGUAGCAAAUAGAGACGAAUUCGUAAAAGCUGUGAGGGAGAACCAACUGAACACGGAUAUACACAGUGUGCAUCUGUUGUUUGGGAAAAGGGCCGAAAGGGAAACCCCAAAUGGGAGGGAAGCCGGGCCUGGAAGUUUAUAUGGAAGCCAAAGUAGGAACCCCAAGUUGUGUCGAAGUAGUAACCCAUGUGAACAACACAGCGAAAUGAUCAACAUGGAUGACAUCACAUGGGACGCGUUCAUCCUUCUGCAAAUAAAACGGGAUAAAAAGAAGCAAAUUUGUAAAUCUGACGUGAGAGACGACGAUAAAGCAUACAGUUCUAUGUUUCCCUCACCAAAUGGUGACCCGAAAGGAGAGGAGAACAUGGAUUACUCCCCCUCGGACAAGAAGGAUCAACCUACGAAACGUAGCAGGAGGGACAUCAUAUACACAUUAGACAAUUUUGAAGCUUACCAAAAAAGGAAAUUAAAAAAAAAUAAAACGAACAAGUAUUUUUAUGUCCUCCUCGAGUACAACGAGAGGGGGUUGUUUUUCACCCCCAUGAAAAAUAUUCCCAUGUUUAAAGACAUGCAUAUGGAAAGGAGUGUCAUUUAUAGGGGUGGAGACAAGCGUUGGGAUGGGAAUGAUAUGAGGGAGAACAAAAGGGACGACUCCCCAUCACCCGACGAGCAGUUAAUUGACAUCCUAGGCAAGCUGAAUGAAAAAAUAAAAUCCAAAACUUACCAUAAGUAUCUGUACAAUGCUGUUCAUUUAUUUCAUGAGUUUUCAAAUUGGUACUGCAGGAUAGAGCAGAGCGAUACAAAAAUUGCUGUAAAAAGAACCCAUUUUAAAAAGAACCAAUUGGAAGAUUUCGAACUCAUGCUUCUACUCUUUUAUUUGAAAUAUGAAUGUACAAUGCCGGAGAUUGUCGACUACGGUUCUAUGUACUCGUGUGCAGCUUUUUUAAACAAAGUGAUCAGCUCCUCGAAAGAAACUCACCAAGCUGUGUUCGUGACGGAUGUAUACACAUAUAGAGAGAAUACAACCACUCGGGGGAAGCACCGUCUGGGGGGGGAACAAACAAAUAAGUCGAAUUCGCUUGCUGGCAUUUCCAGCGUAUCUUUACGAAAGGCAGAUAUGAACGUUCAAUUUGUGCUCCGCUUGAGGCGGGGGAGACCAACUGCACGUGGACAGCAACAGGCAGAUGUAGGGGCGGGCGUAGACCAGCAUCAAGUGAAGGCACAACGCAGCGGACAGUUGCACGAUUAUGAUGACGUCACAGAUUUAUGUUACCUCCUGCUCUGCUACUCUGAAAUGGGAUUCCAGUGGGACGUAAAUGAAUCCCUAGAAUUUUCAAAAACGAAAAAAAAUAUGCCUUACAAGGAGAUGAAUGUCUUCUUUACUAUCGACAAAUUGAUACUCUGCCUUUUCAACGUGCGAAGAAAGAAAUACAACCCGUUAUUUUGGAACUCCGCGCACCUGCUGCAGUACCUUUUGCACUUCUGCGCCGACUGA